GUUGAAUCACAUUCGUGGUGCAAUGUGUCACGAAGAUCUCCGAACUGUUGCUGGUGUGAUAUAUGUUUCAUUUCGUGAGGCGUGUUAUGCCUUGGGGUUACUGGAUGAUGACAAGGAAUUCAUUGAUGCUUUCAAGGAAGCAAGCUUUUUCUCAUCAGGCUUUUACAUGAGAAUUUUAUUCGUUAUUCUUUUGUGGACGGAGUCAAUGUCUAGACCCGAAUCUGUAUGGCAACAUUGCUGGAGGUACAUGGCGGAUGACAUACAACACACACGAAGACGAUUGUUGCAACAUCCAGAAUUGAUUCUUUCUGAUGAGCAAUUGGAGAAAUUAGCUUUGGCUGAAUUAGAGAAAUUGUUGCGAGGUCGUGGAAAGAGUUUGCGAGAUUACCCUCCGAUGCCAACGGUUACGAUGGAUUCACUGCUUUCUUCCAAUGACAGAAUGAUAUACGAAGAGUUGAGCUAUGACCGGAUCGCAAUGACUGAGGAACAUGCAACAUUGGUCGGUUCCCUGACGGAUGAGCAAAUGUGUGUAUAUGAAACGAUAAUGCAUUCCGUGGAAGAGGAGGUAGGAGGUGUUUUUUUUGUGUACGGGUAUGGUGGGUCUGGAAAAACAUUUGUUUGGAAGACGCUUUCUGCCGCCCUUAGGUCUAAGGGUAAGAUCGUCCUUAAUGUCGCAUCGAGUGGGAUUGCUUCCCUGCUGCUACCCGGUGGACGUACUGCACAUUCUCGAUUUGCGAUUCCAAUUAGUUUGAAUGAAGAUUCCACCUGUAAUAUUAAACAAGGGAGUCCUCUUGCUAGACUUAUUGUACGAUGCAAACUUAUUAUUUGGGAUGAGGCUCCAAUGUUACACAAAUUUUGUUUUGAGGCAUUGGAUCGCAGCAUGAGGGAUAUAAU
Molecule: messenger RNA, 894 nt
Organism: Cuscuta epithymum
Lineage: Eukaryota; Viridiplantae; Streptophyta; Magnoliopsida; Solanales; Convolvulaceae
Source: the annotation of a GenBank genome assembly